AUGCCAACCUAUCGGAUCGAGGAAGCCAGCACGGGAAGGGCCGGCUGCAAGAACAAGGAAUGCCAGGACAAAAAGGAGAAAAUCCUCAAAGGAGAGCUACGUCUUGGCACAUGGGUUGACACUGAUAAUUUCCAGAGCUGGAGCUGGAAGCACUGGGGCUGUGUUACUCCGAAGCAGAUAGCCAAUAUGCAGGAAGUCGUGGGUGAUGAAAAGGAUUAUACUCUCCUUGAUGGCUAUGAUGAGAUAUCUACAGAGAAUCAAGAGAAAGUCCGUGAUGCUGUCGAGGAAGGGCAUGUUGCUGAUUCGGACUGGAGAGGGGACGUAGAAGUAAACCGCCCUGGUAAAACAGGAUUUAGAGUUCGAAUUCCCAAGAACAAAGCAGAUGCCAACGAUGAAUCUCCUCAGAAGGACAAACGCUCCAGAAGCAAGAAAACAGCUGAGGAGUCAGGCGAAGAAGCUGAGCCCGUCUCAAAGAAAACAAAGACAGUAAAGCGUUCCAAACGUCAGGGUUCUGGAAAUGGUGCUGGCGCAGAUGAUGCCGAAAAUGGACCAACCAUCAGUCCGAAGGAAAAGGCUGCUGAGGAACGGAAGAAGAAAGCCAAAGACGAUGCUCCUAGCAAAGACAAGUCUCCUACUCGAACAAAAAAUGCCAAGUCCUCUAAGCCUGCGGAAGUGAAAAAAUCUGCGAACCGUAAGUCUGUGCCAGCAAAGGAUGACAAGGUAGAUGCGCCGAAAAAUGACAAGGAACCUUCUGAACGGAAGGGCGACUGA
Molecule: messenger RNA, 771 nt
Organism: Paracoccidioides lutzii Pb01
Exons: 5
Coding region: 1-771 (256 amino acids)
Molecular function (GO): zinc ion binding; DNA binding
Source: RefSeq, a predicted model, not a curated record